AUGGAUCGAGAUGAAAAUAAAAUUGAGGAGCUGAGCGAUACUUCAGCCGAGACAAUAGAUGCAUCCGACGAGGAGGACGAACGCCUUUUCGGACAUCAACAACAUCCCACAGGUGCGGAUUCGCCCUUGGUGCCACCACUGUUUACAUCGCUGCCCCCAAUUCAAGACUCCCUGGAGACCGAAACAUCUCAACUCCAGAACCGUACUAUCCAGGAAUGCUUGCCGCUGCUAGCUGCAGCUGAAAGAGCGGCCGGUGGGGCCAUUUUCGAUUUCAAUCCGUACGGUCUUCCACGAUUAGAUCGGGAGAGGCAUGUUGCCUUCUUACAAGGUAGCUUAGGUCGCCUUCCAUCGGGCUUUGUGGCAGCGGAUGCAAGUCGCCCCUGGAUGGUCUACUGGGCUUUGACAUGUCUUUACCUUCUCGGACAAGAUCUCGCGCAAUAUCGUGAAGAGGUUAUUGCCACACUUACGCCAAUGCAAAACCCCGAUGGGGGGUUUGGCGGCGGACAUGGACACUAUUCACAUGUCGCUCCAUCCUAUGCCGCUGUGUUGAGCCUUGUCAUGGUAGGUGGGGAUGAAGCUCUUAAUUUGAUUGACCGCAAAGCAAUGUGGCGCUGGCUAGGAGACCUUAAGCAAAGAGACGGAGGAUUUCAAGUGUGCGUGGGUGGCGAGGAAGACGUUCGCGGAGCAUAUUGUUCCAUGGUUAUUGCGUCUCUGUUGAAUCUUCCUCUUGAGCUGCCUUCUACUUCCUCAGCAAAGCAAAAUGAUAGUGAUACCCUCAUCACUGGAUUACGGGAAUAUCUGGCAAGAUGUCAAACGUUUGAGGGUGGCAUCGCUGACUCGCCUGAUAAUGAAGCGCAUGGUGCUUUUGCAUUCUGUGCCUUGGCUUGUCUGUGCCUCAUGGAUGACCCGCAGAAAAUCAUCAACGAGACCCUUGAUGUACCCCGUUUAAUAUCCUGGCUUUCGUCUCGGCAGCAUGCACCAGAGGGUGGAUUUGCCGGGCGGACGAAUAAAUUGGUGGAUGGCUGUUAUAGCCACUGGGCUGGCGGCUGCUGGCCAUUAAUCCAGGCGGCUUUAGAUGGCCCGAUGCCGUUUGAUGGUCCUGUCGCUCCGACUGUGGGAACGAUUUACAGUCGCGAGGGGCUCACCAGAUACAUUCUCUGUUGCUGUCAGGGCAAGCGGGGCGGCCUCCGAGAUAAGCCAAGCAAGCACGUGGAUGCAUAUCACUCUUGCUACGCUCUCGUGGCUCUGAGCUCAACCCAGCACAGUUAUUUCUACAUGGGUACUGCUCCGGACAAGCCCAUUACUCCACUGACGGCGGCAUUCCAUUGGGCAAGCUCACCUCGAGUUCUUGACUCAAAUGGAGAGAUUCAAGAGCCCAUCUGUGACGAAGAAGAUCGAGUAAAAUUGAUUCACCCCAUUUUUGUCAUCCCUUGGGGUGUUCCGGAGACAACUCGGGCUUGGUAUGAAGCCAAGUCCGGCUUGUAA
Molecule: messenger RNA, 1485 nt
Organism: Xylona heveae TC161
Lineage: Eukaryota; Fungi; Ascomycota; Xylonomycetes; Xylonales; Xylonaceae
Exons: 7
Coding region: 1-1485 (494 amino acids)
Biological process (GO): protein farnesylation
Cellular component (GO): protein farnesyltransferase complex
Molecular function (GO): protein farnesyltransferase activity
Source: RefSeq, a predicted model, not a curated record